Thunnus maccoyii (southern bluefin tuna) is the source of this 3269-nucleotide messenger RNA. RefSeq names its product probable ATP-dependent RNA helicase DDX17. Bases 362 to 2296 code for a protein of 644 amino acids. Lineage: Eukaryota; Metazoa; Chordata; Actinopteri; Scombriformes; Scombridae. The record is from RefSeq and is a predicted model, not a curated record. Gene Ontology annotation, molecular function: RNA binding; RNA helicase activity; ATP binding. The transcript has 13 exons. Gene Ontology annotation, cellular component: nucleus; cytoplasm; ribonucleoprotein complex. Gene Ontology annotation, biological process: alternative mRNA splicing, via spliceosome.
CCAAUCAGUGGCUUCCGCUCGCCGACUGAGCGUGAGCACUAAGCUAACAACAACAUAGCAGUACUGUUAGGCCUUGUUGUUGUGUCCAUUUAAUUCACGUCUAAAUUUGUCAUACCAAAAACACGGCUCGGUGUGAUAUUUGACUUUUCAAUAAGCCUGUAAGAAAGUGGCAGUUUCUGCAUCCAGUCUCCUUCCAAGCUAACGUCGGAUAUAACAGUUAGAGUGGUUUCCAAGCAAGGCCUGUAACGGUAACUUGGCAAUAAGCGAAAGUCAGGUAACCUCUUCGCGAAAAAAGGCCCACUGACCCAACGGCAACAUUAAAUAAUUUCUUCACCCAACAUAGAGAGUGUGUAUACUCAAAAUGAGAGGCUCGUACGGAGACAGAGAUAGAGACCGCGGCCGUGACAGAGGCAGCCCUCGUUUCGGGUCCAGCAGAGGAGGCCCACCCCCCGGUAAGAAGUUCGGGAACCCCGGGGACCGUUUACGAAAGAAGAGAUGGGACCUGGAAGAACUUCCCAAAUUUGAGAAGAACUUUUAUAGUGAACACCUGGAAGUGCAGCGCAUGAGCCAGUAUGAACUUGAGGAGUAUCGCAGGAAGAAAGAAAUAACAAUUCGCGGUUCAGGCUGCCCAAAGCCUGUCAUCAACUUCCAUCAGGCACAGUUUCCUCAAUAUGUAAUGGAUGUCCUGAUGCAACAGAACUUCAAGGAGCCCACAGCCAUUCAGGCACAAGGUUUCCCUCUGGCCCUCAGCGGGAGAGACAUGGUGGGCAUCGCUCAGACUGGCUCUGGGAAGACUCUAUCGUAUCUCCUGCCUGCCAUUGUACACAUUAACCAUCAGCCCUACUUGGAGCGUGGAGAUGGACCCAUUUGCCUGGUUCUGGCCCCCACAAGAGAACUGGCGCAGCAGGUCCAGCAGGUGGCAUAUGACUAUGGAAAGUCAUCCCGCAUCAAAAGCACUUGUGUGUAUGGGGGAGCUCCCAAAGGACCCCAAAUCCGAGAUCUGGAGAGAGGUGUUGAGAUCUGCAUUGCCACUCCUGGUCGCCUGAUUGACUUCCUUGAGGCAGGAAAGACCAACCUGCGGCGCUGCACAUACUUAGUUCUAGAUGAAGCUGACCGCAUGCUGGAUAUGGGAUUUGAACCACAGAUUCGCAAAAUUGUGGACCAGAUCAGGCCGGACAGACAGACCCUGAUGUGGAGUGCUACCUGGCCUAAAGAGGUUCGCCAGCUGGCAGAGGAUUUUCUGAAGGACUAUGUCCAGAUCAAUGUUGGAGCCCUGGAACUCAGCGCCAACCACAACAUCCUUCAGAUAGUUGAUGUCUGUAUGGAGAGUGAGAAAGACCACAAGUUGAUCCAGCUGAUGGAGGAAAUUAUGGCAGAGAAAGAGAACAAGACCAUCAUCUUUGUGGAGACCAAGAAACGGUGUGAUGACCUCACACGCAGGAUGAGACGUGAUGGGUGGCCAGCGAUGUGUAUUCAUGGUGACAAGAGCCAACCAGAGAGAGACUGGGUGUUGUCAGAGUUCCGCAGUGGCAAAGCUCCGAUCCUCAUCGCUACUGACGUGGCCUCGCGUGGUUUGGAUGUGGAGGAUGUCAAGUUUGUCAUCAAUUAUGACUACCCCAACUCAUCAGAGGACUACAUCCAUCGCAUCGGCCGUACGGCCCGCAGCACCAACAAAGGCACUGCAUACACUUUCUUCACUCCGGGGAACCUCCGCCAGGCCCGUGAGCUGAUCCGGGUGCUGGAGGAGGCCCGACAGGCCAUCAAUCCCAAACUGCUGCAGCUGGUUGACACCGGACGUGGUGGAGGUGGCCGUCCCCGUUUCCGCGGCGGCUCUAAUUCUAACAAUCCCAACCUAAUGUACCAGGACGAGUGUGAUCGUCGAAUGCGUUCUGUGGGUGGGGGCAGCAGCACCAAGGACAGCCGCGGCAGCAGCAGCUACAGCCGUGACAGCCGAGAUAGCCGUGGAGGAAGCACCCGGGAUGGGGACCGCCCCUCCUCCUCCUCUUCCUCCUCUUACAGAGAACGCAGCAGCAGGGACGGAGGACGCAGCUACAACUCCAGCUCCAACUCAUACAACCAGUACCAGAAUAACAGCAGCAGCAGCCAGUACAGCAGCUCCAGGGGUGGCUCUGGGUCAGGGGGUGGUGGAGUGGGCCAGGCCCCACCUUCUUCAUCAGGCCCCCAGCCUCUAAUGGCCCAGCAGUUCAACCCUCCCCAGCCCAUGAUGGGCCUGAUGGGGCACUCGCCAUUUCAGUUUGCUCCUCCACCGCCACCUGCUCCCUCUGGUAGAAAGUAAUGGGAUCUGUGCACCACAGUCACACACAGCACAAUGUACACUGCACCCAUUCUCAGAUUUGCUUUAGUCUCAAAAGCCGUCAGAAAUGUUGUGAUUGCAACAAUUUCGUCCUUGGAAGUUGACCACUGUAACAUCAACAUUCCAAUUAUGAACUUGGUUUCAAGACACCAGUGCACAGUGCUUUAAAAUUCCAAAUUUCUUCCAACAUCAGCACAGUUUUGAAACAUUUAGACUGGUUCCCAGUUUGUUUCUAAAGUGGUCAACUGUUUUGACUUUCCUUUAAAGUCAAAUUAAUCAGCAGUAAUUAUUUAGUUUGACAAAAGCUUGUCUGUUUCAUUUGACUUAGUUUGUCAAGAAUGUAUUGAAAAAAAAAUCUUUGAGCAAAUGUGCUGUUUUUGUGUUGUGAGAUCUGUGAUUUUUCUCUUAAGGUGUAUCAAGGUAGGUGCUGACGAUACUUCUUGUUAAUAAGCUAAGUUUCUUUUUUUAGGUUCAAUAUCUUUAUUUUUGUGUUUGAAACUUUGUAAGCUACAAGAUCAAUUUUAAUUGAUUUAAAGAAAAACAUGCGAGAUCCAUAUGUAUUUUGAGCAAAAUUAGGCUUAAAAAUGUUUUGGGGUUUUUUUGUUUUUUUUUGAUAAUGGGAUUUUCUUCCUUCUUUUGAACUUCAUCUUGACACCCAUUUCAGAACAGUCUUUAUUUCAUUACAUUGAUAUUAAUUUAGGCCUCUGAGAGGCAGCUCUAUGGGUCUUUUGUGUAGCCAUGGCACCGGUUAGAGUCAUGCAUGUAAACAAGCUUUUCUUUCACAUUUACAAGUUUGUGUUUACUGACAAAUCUCCCGAGAGCCAUGAUAGUUUACCUUAUUCAAUUAAUCACCAGUGUGGUCAAGUCUUUGCAACAGUGACGAUUGAGCGUUUCCUAGUUAAUGAGAAGUCCCUUUUUAGUUUGUUUUUCAUGUUUAAUAAAGCUCCUCAAUGUA